Molecule: messenger RNA, 1191 nt
Organism: Debaryomyces hansenii CBS767
Lineage: Eukaryota; Fungi; Ascomycota; Pichiomycetes; Serinales; Debaryomycetaceae
Product: isopenicillin N synthase family dioxygenase
Exons: 1
Coding region: 1-1191 (396 amino acids)
Molecular function (GO): dioxygenase activity
Source: RefSeq, a predicted model, not a curated record
AUGCCAGGCGAACUCCAAGAUAUUAAUGAUUAUAUAAAGGAGUCUAAAAGAGGGCGGGACGAGCAUAAUAUACAAGGAGUGGUACCAAUCUUGGAUAUUAGUGCAGCACUUGAUAAGGAAAGAAGACCUCAACUUCUCAAAGAUCUCAAGCGUGCAUUAUUUGAUAUCGGAUUCUUCUAUGUUAAAAACCCACCAUCUAAAAAGAUUCCUAGCAUCUUUCAUGAUUUGAAAGAGGAAUCAUGGAAUUUUUUCAACCUCCCAAAGGAGAAAAAGUCAGAGAUCUCAAUGGAAAAUUCUAAACACUUUUUGGGUUAUAACGACGUAGGUGAUGAAUUAACAGCAAAACACAUUGACUGGAGAGAACAGGUUGAAUUCGGUACGGAGCUUCCAGAACCGGUCAUAAAUUCAGAUGAUGAACUAUGGAAGAACAUCGAAGGUCCAAACUUGUGGCCUGACAAGCAAUUGGUACCAAACUUUCGGUCCACCAUAGAAGACUACAUGAGCGAACUGGAAACUCUUAGUAAGCUCUUGAUUGACUUGAUAAAAGAAUCGUUGAAUCUUCCGGAAGCAGUUUUUGACAAAUAUUUCAAAGAGAAACAGCAGUGCAAAAUGAAGAUCAUUAGAUACCCUGACCUCUUGAAACUGAAAAAUGAUUUGGAAGGUAUUCGGAGCCAUUUACUGCAAUCUUUAAUAGACUUAAAACAGGGUGUGGGAGAGCACCGAGACAACGAUUUUUUAACUAUCAUUUACCAGGCUACGAAUCAUACUUCUCUUCAGGUUCAGACAUUCGAAGGUGAAUGGGUCAAUGUUCCUCCAAUAAAGGAUACUUUCGUCGUCAAUGCAGGUCAAACUCUAGAAUACAUUACUAAUGGGGUUUGCGUUGCGACAGUACAUAGGGUAUUGACUCCUAUUCCAGGUGAAGGAGACAGAUUGUCAAUUGCUUUUUUCCAAACGGUUGAUGUGUCGAGUUACAAAUCAAAAAUCGAAAUACCAGAAGAGAUUCAGAAAGAAGCGGAUAUUCGUGACUCUCGUCGUACGAAAGAAGACAUUAGCUUUCAAUUUCCUCAGGCAAAUGCAAAGCCAUUGGGAUACUCUAUAUUUUUGAAUAGGAUAAAAUCGCAUCCUAAAGUCGGGGCUAAAUGGUACCCUGAUACGUUGAAAUACGUCCAAAAACAACUCGAAAAAGCAUAG